Molecule: messenger RNA, 2218 nt
Organism: Amblyraja radiata (thorny skate)
Lineage: Eukaryota; Metazoa; Chordata; Chondrichthyes; Rajiformes; Rajidae
Product: nephrocan-like
Exons: 4
Coding region: 268-1590 (440 amino acids)
Molecular function (GO): protein binding
Source: RefSeq, a predicted model, not a curated record
UGUAAAUUGUGCCUGUGUGUAGGUUGGUGUGAACUCGGUGGGCCGAAGGGUCUGUUUCCAUGCUGUAUCUCAAAACUAAACGUACAAUAGUUACCCUUUUGAAAUAGAUGUGUUUGUGAUUCCUUCAAAUCAGUGCAAUGCUACAGAGUUACUUCUGUGCCUAAAGCCAUUCCAACGGAUACCAGAAAACUCCACCUCGGCCACAACAACAUCAAACAACUGCGGGCAUCUGAUUUUGGUGGACUUAAUGGAAUUGAAGAGCUAGCCAUGUCCUCGUGUGGAAUGGAAGCAACAGAAGCUUACACAUUUUCAACAUUAACAAAUCUGAGAACAUUAGAGUUAUGGAAAAACAAGCUGAGACGCAUUCCCAGUAAACUUCCCUCCAACGUGGAGGUGUUAAAACUGGGUAAUAAUAGAAUUCAGGUCUUGUGUGAAGCAGACUUUGAAGGUUUGGUGAAGUUGAAGGUCCUUGAUCUGCAAAACAAUAGGAUUUCCAGAAUCCAUUCUAGUGUUUUGUCAUCUGCUCUCAGAUUAGAAAGUCUAAUUUUGGAUAGCAAUAGACUUGAUCUGUUAUCAGGACCAUUGAAGCUUGCUUACCUGAAACGUUUAAGCAUGCAAAAUAACAGAAUUGCUUCUCUACCAUUGAAUUUCUUCAGCUUCCUACCAGCACUACGUUUUCUUAGUUUAACAGGAAACUUGUUUUUCAAGAUUCCACAAGGAAUGCCACCAUUAUUAUCGUCCUUAAAAAUGGACAAAAAUUUCAUUCGAGAGUUGCAAAUGCAAGAUUUAAACUAUCUCAAACACCUCUUUGAACUCUCCCUUUCUGAAAAUCAGAUCUUUACAACUAAUAAUGCACUGAGUUUGUCAAACUUAUCCACGGUGGAUCUGUCUAAAAAUCAACUGAGAGCAAUUCCUACUGGUCUCCCAUCACAUCUGCGACUGUUGGAUUGCAGUCACAACCUCAUACAAAAAAUUACACUGCAGGAAUUCUCCGGAGUGUGUGGGCUGAAACACUUGUUCUUGGAGUACAACAACAUUACCAGUAUUGAUCUAGAUGCACUGCAGCACUGUUUACAACUCUCCGACCUAGCACUGGAGCAAAACCACCUGUCAUCUUUCCCAAAAGGGCUCCCUGAUACUCUUGUAAGGCUAGACUUGAAAGGAAAUAACAUAAAGGACAUUUGCAAAGAGUCAGUUAAAAAUCUGAAACGGCUGCAAGUUCUAAACCUGCGAAAUAACAGGUUGUCAUCUCUAGCCCCUGAAGUGUUCGCAUACUUUCCACGGCUCAGGCGACUUUAUUUAGAUGGGAACCCCUGGAACUGUACAUGUGACCUCAUAAAAAUAAGAGAUUUAUUAACUGUGAAACAUUUAGAGAUUAAAAGUGGUGACUGUGCAAGCCCAGCUUAUUAUCAAGGUGAGACCUGGCUAUCUUCCACAAAAAUUCUGAACAGCUGUGGAUAUAAUAUUUGGCAUGGAGUGAAGACAAAAGUAGUUCUUGAAAGUUAUGCAAGAGUAGAACAGAAGCAUGAGAACACAAACAUCAAUGGCCCAACUGACUAUGAAGAUUAUUAUGACUAUGAUACAUAUUGAAAAUCAAUGUCUCGGACACAAAAUAUUUUUAAAUUUUCUAUUGUAUAUCUGACGUGCAAUGGUAACCAAUGUUCCAGUGUAACUUGGAUUUUAUGCUUACAUUUUAAUUUUGUCUUCACGUUGCCUGCUAAAUAGUAUGUAAAUAGUUAAAAUAGAUAAUCAUGAGUCUUCUUUGAUUGUUUUCUCUGUUGACCUAUAGUUUAGAUUUCUGCAUUGUCACUGCAUGCAUAGAUAAGAUUUGUAUGAGCAAUGACCCAACUAUAUACAUGAGCAUAAAACUGAACAGUCAUUUAAAAUGUAAAUUUGGUAUGAUCGGCAGUUUUGCCUCUGGUCUUUUUUUAAAUAGAUGUCUCAGGCAAUUCAUUUUGAUUCAAAUAUUAAUCUUUAAAAAAUGCACAUUUCCAAAUAAGACGAUCACAUGUCUGGAAGCUAAACCAUGCUUUAAAUCAGCGCUGCCUCAAAAUCAAAAAUAUGGAUAACAAGUAGUUUAAUUUAACAUUGAACUAGCAUUAUUGGUCUUCUACCUUUAGAUUGCCAAUAUUGAAUGGAUUACAAAUAUUGAUUAUCAGUUUGCAUUAAUUAUAUUAUUAAUAUCAAAUAUAAUUACAAAGAAUAAAAAUAAGUUCAG